UUUUUUUCUUUUUUUUAUCUUUUUUUUACACUAUGGAUUCUGUUCAAAGCGUUUUGCCAUACUUGAUUCCAGCAGUUAUUGCUGCUGGUAGUGCUUACUUUUUUAUGAACAAAAAGAGUGAAGUAUUGGAUGCCAAGGUGUUUAAAAAGUUCAAGUUGGCUGAAAAGAUUGUUAUUUCUCACAACACAGCCAUUUAUCGUUUUGCUUUACCUCGCAAGGAUGCUGUGUUGGGUCUUCCUAUUGGCCAACAUGUAUCUGUGAUGGCUGAAAUCAAUGGCAAGCAAAUCUCUCGUAGUUAUACACCUACUAGUUCAGAUGAUGAUCGUGGUUAUUUUGAUUUACUUGUCAAGUCUUAUCCUAUGGGCAAUAUUUCUCGGUUAUUCAGUGAACUCAAGGUCGGUGAUGAAAUGUCUGUUAGAGGACCUAAAGGUAACUUCAACUAUACUCCCAAUAUGUGCAGAGCCAUUGGUAUGAUCGCUGGUGGUACUGGUAUUACCCCUAUGCUUCAGAUCAUUCGUGCUAUUUGUAAGAAUCCAAAUGACAAGACUAAGGUCAACCUUAUUUUCGGUAAUGUCUCUGAAGAAGACAUCUUGCUUCGUGAAGAAUUAAAUGAAUUGGCAAAGAACAAUGAGAAUUUGACUGUCUAUCAUGUCUUAAACACACCUCCUGCUAACUGGACUCAAGGUGUUGGAUUUGUUACUGCUGAUAUGAUUCGUGAACAAUGUCCUGCUCCUGCCAGUGAUAUCAAGAUGUUACUCUGUGGUCCUCUGCCUAUGGUGAAGGCCAUGACUGAGCAUUUGAUUGAAUUGGGUUAUGAUAAACCUCGCGCUGUCAGUCAACUCUCUGAUCAAGUCUUUAAGUUUUAGAAAUCAUCCUCAUCCUAAUAAAAAUUGCAUUUUAAGAAAAAGAAA
This is a messenger RNA of Gilbertella persicaria, 911 nucleotides long. RefSeq lists its product as uncharacterized. NCBI's taxonomy places the organism in Eukaryota, Fungi, Mucoromycota, Mucoromycetes, Mucorales, Choanephoraceae. Bases 33 to 866 code for a protein of 277 amino acids. The record is from RefSeq and is a predicted model, not a curated record. The transcript is spliced from 6 exons. Gene Ontology annotation, molecular function: oxidoreductase activity.